CCUGCUAAAAUUAUGUCAUUUCUAUUUUGGUUGAAACGUCACGAUACGUAGAUUGAACACUGUGAUUCAUCAUAAGAAAAAGAAGAAGAAACACUAUCAUUUGUGUAUUUUAGACGACGGAGACAACACCAAUCUGGGCUGUAAUCCUACGUAUACGUGCAGUACACUUCAGAGCGGCGAUGGUGUCGUAGGCUUCUCGGCGUCUAAGAGCAGCACAAUUCUAUCAAAACCUUAAGCAAAUGAAGAAACUCGUUCUUACAGACAAGAGUGAAAACAACUCACUUUCUUAAAGUACAGUGAAAGUCACAGGCUGAUUUACCAGGGAAUAGAAGAAGAAAAUUUGCAGAGAACGUGAAGGUGAAAUGGGCAGAGAUGACUGAAUUUUAGACUGGAUUAUCUAAUUUCCAACUAUGGCACAACUGUGUAAGUCUGUUGGAAUGACUCUUUCUGCAAAAGAAGCUGGCAGUGUGGAGACUACGCAGUUCUGUGACUGUGAGUCUGAAAAGUUUAAAACCAAACAGGCUCAGCAGUUAGAAGCAGGAGAAGGCAUGCUUAAUGAUGAUUAUAAAGCAAUGCCAUCAAGAAGUGAAAACCCCACCAGUUCAGCUGGUGUCCCUGAACAGAGUCAAAGAAGCCAAGUAGCUAGUGAUGGAGAGUGCGCAGCUGGCAGGGGAGAGAAUGCAGCUGACAUAGGAAAGCAUGCAGCUGGCAGGGGAGAUUACACAGUGGAUGGAGAGCAAGAUGCAUGGUGCUGCAGAGAUCAUGGCUGUAGACAUAAGCACACAUCCCAGCUGUCAGAAGCAAGGAAUUUGCCUCCUGAAAAACUGGAGAUGAAACAUUGCAUCAGUUCGGACUUUGUUCUUAACAACCUAGAUCAGCAGACUUCAAAAGUAUUCCUGCUGGAGGAACACACAUCAUUGAAUUCUUUGACAUUUUCUGAUAAGCAGCUUCAGAUGCAGGCAGGUGCUGAACAGAGGAAAGAUCAUUGGCAGGAUGUUGUCAUUCCUCAUGACCCUUGCCCUACCGACCUCUUGAUUGACUUCUCUGAGCAGCAACCUUGGAUGAAUCUGAACAGGAAUAUUUUCGGGGCAUCUCAAGCUAACCUUCACCCCCAUCAUGACAGCAGAGGAGAGGGAUUAGGACUGCAAGAGAAAGAUAUGUGCCUUGAAGAAAAGCUUAUGAAUUCAGGAAUUGAAUCAGAAUCAUUGACAACUGGUAGUUCAGAGUUUGACAUGAUAGAUGAAGAUUACAUCGACAAGGUGAUUGGAAAAUUAGAGAACCCUCAGCCUGAUUGCUGGCUACAGAGGUCUAGCAGUAGCAUGAUGCAGAGUCCUAGUCUUCUUGACACAGAUGUCCCAAGCUAUCAGGAAACAGGAAGUUUAAGCCUUUCACAUCCUGAGGACUGUAUUCUCAACUCGGAGAAUCCUAGACUUGGAAUGACUCCAAUCACACGUCUUCCUGAACUCCCACAGGAGCAGGUUCCCCAUAUUCAAGGUAUGAUUGUUCCAGAUGUAAUCAGCACACACAAAUCCAGCACUUCAGAACAUCAUUAUUUCAGUUCCCCUGUUCCUGUUCAUCCUUUCUCCAAUGUUAUCAACACAGAAGUGCAAGAGGAUGAAAGUUGUCCACAGGAAUUUCUGGUGUCAGUAGCAGAACCCAUUUGGACAGAAUCUGCAAUGAAAAUCCCUCCACAGCAAGGCAUGCAGAAUGAAAUCUACCCAAAUAUCAAUGAGGAAGAGGAAGAAUCAUCUUUUUCAUUAGUCCAAGAAGCGGAGAAAUCAUCAGUCGAAGCAGGGGAGGAGCUGUUGCCAUCAGCCCAAAUAGAAGACAUUUUGGCCAAUCCACAGAGUAGUCUGUGUUAUAAGAGUAAGAUUAAAAGUCAGGAAGUAGCAGAACUGAGUGCUGAUAGAGAACAUGCAAGUGCAAGGGAGUGCAGAAAACAGAAUGAUGACAGAACUCAGAAGAUUGAUGUCAGUGACAUGGAGUUAGUGAGUGAUGAUAGAAAGGAAAGACACGAGGAUGAAGACAGAAUGAGAAGAAUCAACAGCAGCAGUCAGAGUGGGGACUGUUGCACACAGAUAAGUAUUUGUAAACAAACAAGUGAUCAACAGUUUAUGUUGAACCUUAAAGAGGAGGAGAAUGUUGGCACCAUAAGCAAACCAAAAGAUGACAGUUUGCUGAAGAUGGAUGAAAGGCAACCAAGAAUAGAGGAUGAAGUUGAGGGAAGCAAUGGCAGCACACAGAGCUGUGACCGUGCAAGUCAGACGACAGCUACACAGUUGGACUGGGAGCAGUUUAAAAUUCAUGAAAGAAAGUCUGAGGAUUAUGACUGGAGUUCUGAUGACAAUGGUAGCAUGCAAAGUGAACACGAUGAUUACAGUUCUGAAGAGGAUAACAACACAGAGCCAUUGCAAGAAUCAACAGCUGAUACAGCUUCCGAGGAUCAGCUGAAUUACUUUUUUGGCUAUGAUGAUGACGAGAUGCAUACUGAUGUUUGCCCCCCCAAAUCCACAGUGCCAGUGAGCUCCUUUUCAGUGACUGAAAGCAGCAACGUGGCCAGUUUAAAGCAUUCUUGUGAAGGAAGAAUGGCUGACAUUGAAAACAGCAGCGGUUCUAAAACAAAUGAUGAAGACUUUGAUUACCACUUGCAAAACAGCACUGGUCUCACUGAAGACUCUCUAGUGCAAAGACACAAGGGUAGGGCCAGGUGUAAACCAACGCUCAAACUAAAACUCCAUCUUAAGGGAAUGUCUUGUGCCUCUGAAAACAUGGUGAAUAAAAGAACAAAAAAUGGACUGCUGUUGAGAGAUCAAAAUUGGUCACCAGAAGAACAGUAUGAAGAAAAAGACACAGGUAGUGAGAAUGCUGUAGUUUCCAGGCACACAGCUACAGAUGACUUGCAAGAACACAGCCAGUCAUCAUUUGCUGGUGAGCAGAACUCACAAAAAGCUAUUACCACGAGGGCAGAGCAGCUCAUCCCUGUUAAAGUCCUUAACUGUGGACAGUCAGUAUCAUCAGUCAUUCCUCCCUCACAGCCUUUACCUAUAAAAACUCAGUCUUUGAAGUUAUCAACUGGCAGCACCCAAACCCUUCUUUCAUCAACUGUUGUCAACAAGACAAGAUCACCAUGUUAUAGACAAGCUGAAGAACAGUCUGAGAAGAGACAAGAACAAAAUAUUGGAAAAGCCCAUGAGGACAAUAGAGAGAACUAUAGUCAGAAAGGACAGGUAUUGAAUGUGAGGAAGAAAGAAAACAAAUGGAAUGUAGGAGAGUCGGUGAAGGCACAGCAAGAGAAGAGGAACUGUAGGGGAGAUAAUGAUGAUGAGGAUGUAGAAAGCAUGAAUAUGGAUAAUUGUUUUGAUAAAGUGGAGAAAGAGAAGAAACUGUGCUCAAAUGGCAAAGAGAUAGGAGACAUAAAUAAGAACAACAUUUAUAAAGAAAAAGGAUUUGACAAUGAGAAGAACAUGAGAAAACUUAGAAAUCAUCAGGACACAGAUAAUGAUGAGAGAGAUGAAGAAGAAGAGCAGAAAGAAUCAGGAGAUAAACAAAACUCAGAUGAUGAGAGGGAUGAAGAAAAUGAGAAAGAAUCAGGAGAUAAACAAAACUCAGAUGAUGAGAGGGAUGAAGAAAAUGAGCAGAAAGAACUAGAUGAUGAUGAAAACUCAGAUGGUGAGAUGGAGAAAGAAUGCCUAACAAAAGCCAGAGAUAAUCAAUAUACAGAUGAUAAAGAUAGGUAUGUGCGACAAAGGGAAGUGAGAGAGGAUCACAACAGUCAAGGUGAGGAGAAAGAAAAUAAAGAAGAAAUAGGAGAUGGAGAAGAGGACAAAACAGUGUGUGUAACUGGUCUCACAGCUGGCGAUGAAGAGGUUUGUCAGCUGUACUUUGAAAACACAAAACGAAGUGGUGGCGGAGACAUAGCAGAGCAAGGCUGUGUGUGGGAUGAUAUGGCAAACCAAUUCCUGAUCACCUUUGUCGAUAGGCAGGCUGCUCAUAGAGUUUUAGAAAGAAGCCACACCAUAGUAAACAGAGACCUGCAAGUAAAGCAGUAUGUUCCACCUCCUUGUUUUAAGGACACCGUAUUGGUCACUGGGAUACCACAAGGAACAUCGGCAGAUUGUCUGCAGAAUUUUCUGGAGAGUGUGGCUGAUAUGGCUCUGGAUAUUGUGCAGAUGAAUAAUGCAGAGGGAAAAGCUAUUGUUUCCUUAGCAGAUGAAGAAGCUGAUCUCAAUCAUGUGAAACAUCUGCAGCAAGUAUGCCAGAAGAACCCCUUGUAUGGUCAUUCUGUACUGAGUGUACAAAGAAUUCCACUGUCUCACACAGUACUUGUAGACAACCUCAACCCCAAGACUAAAGAGAGCGCUAUUCUGUAUUUCUUUAGCAACAAAAAUAGAAACAGUGGUGGGCCUGUGACUCACAUCAAAAGACUCAACAGUACAAGUGCUCUUGUUCACUUUGAGAAUCACAGAGAUGCUCAGGCAGUGGUGGACAAAGAAUCGCAUAUCUUAGAUGAGUUUCCGCUGAAGGUUUCAUUGCACCUGGACUGUUUCCCGCUUACAGCUGAAGUUACGGAAGAAGAAGGUGAUUAUUGUUCGAGUCUGUUGACUGGAGAAGGAGUUCCAGCUAUUCACAAAGAGCAUGACCAUGAGGACCAGACUCAAGGAGAACAACAUCAUUCAGCUUCUGAAGAAAUUCAGCAGGAUGAUCAUGACUCUGGUCCUUGUGAGGUCACUCAGCAGGACCAUGUAGCAGAAGGCAGAGGUAGCAGUUUUCGUCAUGAGUUUUCUCCCAUGGAAAGACAUAGUCAAGGAAUUAGUGAGUGGAAGAAUGAUCGUCAUGCUUCAAACAGACCAGACAGAAGAGCGGAAUGGCAUUGUGGAUCUCACAUCUCUCAGCCAUGUUGUCAACAAGCAGCUCGCUUUGAAGGACACACGGCCUUCAACUCACCUGGUCCUAGUGCCGUACAUGAGCACUCUUCAGCAUACAGACCUACCCCUUGUAAAUUUGACAAAGUGGUAAGAGUGGAAAAUAACCGUAAUCUCCACUGUCCACAGAGUCAACAAACUGAAUGUCCACAUGUCAUUAAAAAUCUGGGGUCAGAUGUUGUUGAUCGAUUUCGAGAGAAUAAAGAAGCACUUCGAAAUCUUGCAACUGACCUAAGUCAAAUUCAUGGUAGAUUUCAGUGGAAGCUACCAGAAUGCAUUGAUGUUAUUGCCCUAACAUCUGACAUCCCUAAAGACUGGUAUGAACAGGUGACCAAAAAAUUAGACAAACAUAAACAUCUUAUUGAGGUGAAUCUUGGCAAGGGGAUGAACCCAUUGCCUGAUAAAAGAGAAACACAAAGGCUAAAGCGAUUAGCAGAAGGUGGAGUAGAUUGUAAGGAGAUGCCGAAAAGACAAAUAAAAGAGCAACAUUCAGAUGCUGAUCUGACACAUACAUCUGUUACUGAAAGAUGUAGACCUCAUAUACAGAACAGACUGGAGAAAGAAAACAAGGAAAUCUCGAAAGAACAUCGGUCUAUGUUCUAUGAAGAGAUUAUACCGAAUGUGAAAGCAUGCCAGAUUAAGGUGAUGUCUAAGCCACAGGUUUUAAGCAUCUUUAAGGAGAAAUGUAAAAAUGUUACACUUCUGGUGGAUGAAGAGAAGAGCCUGGUGAAGGUAAGAGUAAGCACAUCAGCAUUUGAAGCAAAGAAGAUGAUGGCAGAUGUAAUGGAGUUUAUGACAAAAAUAUCUGAGAGAAAAAUUCCUCUCUCAGCAGCAAUGGCUAAAAUGUUCACCAAUGUUCAGGCUCAUGGUUAUUUUCAGGCUGCACUUGACAAUAAGGGAGUGGCUUGUUGCCUGCAUCGGGAGUUUAAUUCUUUUUCUGUCAGUGCCCAUGCACUUCAUCAUGAGCAGGUAGAGCACAUUCUUACAUCUUUGUUCAAAGAAGAAAUCAUUAAUCUUGAUGAGGAUAAGCUGGCAUCAACAAAGUCUUCAGCAUGGCAGGAGCUGGUAGACAAACUGCAGCAGAGAGACAGUGAAAUGUUACCUCCUCCUGUUGUGAUGCUAGAUGUUCAGAAGAAUGUUGUAGCAAUAGUAGAUGUUCAUGAGAAUAUAGCAAGGACACUUUCUGCUGUCAAGACAUUUUUUAGUACCAACAAGAUGCAGGAGAAGGUUGAGAAGAUAGACCAGAAUCGUUGCAAGUUCCUGCAUGAGUUUUGUACUGAAGAGAUGAAACAGCUGCAGGAACAAGCCAAAGAAAGAGGUGUGUCUUUUAGGAUCAGCAAGGAUGGCACUAUUACUUUCAAGGGUUUUCAUGAUAGUAUAUCUGUCAUUGAUAAGGAGAUGAAGGACUUCUUAAAAACCAUUCAGAGUCAGCAGAAGACCUUCUCUGGUCCAGGAGUUGCUGCUUAUCUCACCAGCACUCGAGGUCAAGAGUUCCUACAACAGACAGGACAUGCAAAUGGUUGCCUAGUAACCAUGUCUACAGGUCGUGUCCAUGAGACAAGUGAAUCUUCUGAUAACGUUCUAGCCAGAUGCAGAUUGGAACAGGGUGCAGAACUCCUUAUCAUACAAGGGGACAUAACAAAGUGUCAAGUUGAUGCAAUAGUUAAUGCAGCCAAUGGUGAUCUUCAUCAUGCUGGAGGUGUGGCUCUGGCAAUAGCUAAGGCAGGAGGUAAAACAAUUGAAGAGGAAAGCCGAAAACUGGUUUCAAAGUAUGGCCCCUUGUCAGAUGGAGAAGUUGUUGUCACUGGAGCUGGACAGUUGCCUUGUUCCUAUGUCUUGCAUGCAGUGGGACCGAUGUGGAAAGAUGGGCAGAAAGAUGAAACUGCAUGCCUGCACAAGACAAUUAUGAACAUCCUGAAAAUGGCAACAGAAAAGCAGUUGUCAUCUGUUGCCAUUCCUUCAGUCAGCUGUGGCAUCUUUGGCUUUCCUGUGGACAGGGCUACAGACAUCAUUGUCCGUUCCAUUGUAAAAUACUCAGCUGAACAUGAGGACAUGUGCCUUCAGAAAAUCAUUUUGAUUGACCUGAAUAAAAAAUCACUGAGUGGACUGUUGAGUGCCGCAAAACGUUAUCUUGAAAAGAGCAUGACAGUGACAGGUGAGAUUCGAGAGUCAAGUCACAUGACACCCCAGACUUCCAAAUACAAGGAAGAGUCCCCAAGGAAGUCUUCAGAGAGAGCAUGGGAAGACAGACGCAGUGACCCAUCAAAAGACAAGAAAUCAAGACUUCCAUUCAGAAUAAUCUCAGGGGAGUUAACUAAGUCACAGGCAGAAAUAAUUGUGAGCACAGUCCAUCCAAGUCUGGACUUGCAGAAAGGUGUGCUGUCCCGCAGUGUGCUGGAACAUGGUGGUCACAAGAUACAGAAGGAGCUGCAGGAAAUUUCCAAGAAACGUGGCCUAGCUCAGAUGGGAAAGGUGGUUCAGUCAUCUGGGGGGGAUCUCAGAUGCAAACAUAUGUUCCACCUAAGUCUCCCAAUGUGGCGAGAUGACAAGGGGCAGGUUCUUAAGUCAGCCAUCAAAGAGUGCCUGGAAACUGCCAAGAAACUCAAAGCAAAAAGCAUAGCCUUCCCCACCCUUGGCACAGGUAAACUGGGGUACCCCAGUGAUGCUGUAGCAAGCAUCAUGCACGAAGUGAUAGGCAAGUGGCAGUAUAACAACCGCGACACCAAUUUACAGGAAGUGCAAGUUGUGGUCUUCUCCAAAGACAGAGACUCUCUGGAAGCUUUCCAGAAAUUGGAGGGUAGCCAUCACCAUGGUGAUAGUGAACGCCAUGGACAUGUAGCUGGAUACAGAGACAUGGAUACACCAGAUAAUUUAAAGAUGAAAGUUGGGGAAAUGACAAUCAUUGUAAAAGAAGGCAAUAUUCUGAAAGAGCGCUGUGAUGCCAUUAUAAACAGCAGCAACAACUCUAUGGAUCUAACUAGAGGUGCUUUGUCCAGAAAGCUCCUGGAGGCUUGUGGGAAUGAAAUAUUUGAAGAAGUCAUAAAGAAACGGCAUGAGAUGGAGCAGGAAGGGGUUGCAGCCACACGAGUACCUUCAGAUUGCCUUGACUGCAGUUACAUCAUCCACGUUAGUGCUGACCGCUUUAAACAGGACUGGCAUCAGGGGGUGUUGAAAGUACUCAAACUGGCAGAUAAAAUGAAUUUUCGAUCUCUUGCACUGCCGGCACUUGGAACAGGGGGUUUGAGUGGAGCACCACAGAAUCUGGCUCAAAACAUGCAACAGGCAAUAGAAGUAUUUAUAAAGCAAGCAAAGUCAGUGAGGGAGAUACGACUAGUCAUCUUUCAGCAGGAUAUGCUGUUGCACUAUGUGAAUGCCUUCAAGAGAGACACAGCUUCUGGUCAUGCUCAGGACAAAGAGAGGAUGCCAAGAGGCGACAGCAGUCCAAGGUCAUCAUCACAAGUACCUCUUCCAGCAUGGAAGUCAGUACAGGUGCUUGUGUAUUCAAACAAAAUUGGAGCAGCUGAAAAAGUUCUGGAGAAAAUAGACAAACAUAUCAAGCAAAACCAAGCAACAAAACAAGAGGAAGACAGAAUCAUCUGCAGAUUCUCACCCAAGCAGAGGUCAGCCGUAAUGGACCUACAAGAGAAAUAUGAGGUGGCAAUCGACCUUGACACUGAGCAAGGUGUCAUUAAAAUUGCUGGACUUGAGACAAAUGUGCUGAAAGCUUUGGCAGCUGUUAAAGACAUUAAAUCUGAGUCCAACAAACACCAGCCCAUCACUACAAGCAUGAUGGCCAUUCGCUGGGAGUAUGAAGUAGACAAGGGCAAGUUCAGAAGCUUUGAUCCAGAGCACAUCAUGGAGAUAGAGGCAGCUUACAAGAAGAAGGCUUCUACUGUAAAUCUGACAGACAAGAAAGGACGAAAAUACCAAAUUGAUUUCAAAGACCAAAAAGAACAUUCCUUGGAUAACAAGAAUCUUCGGCCCAUUACAGUUCGUCGAAGAGAUGUCGUUCAAGAAAAAUCGCGAGAGAUCCCACUCCCAGACCACUGGCAGCACAUGUCAAAGGGAGACAAGGUGAAGCUGGUGGACUUAAAUCCCUCCUCCAAUGAAUAUAAACGAGUGCUGCAGCACUUUGGAGGCCAGGCUGUCAAGAUCCAGCGUGUACAGAACCCAACUCUGUUCCAGCAGUACAAGGUGAAAAAGAAGGAGCUAGAGAUACACAACCCACCUGGCACUGAAAACGAACAGAGACUCUGGCAUGGCACUGACUCCAAAAACAUUGACAGCAUCAUUACUAAUGGAUUCAACCGGAGCUAUUGUGGGCAACAUGGCACAGCUUAUGGACAGGGUGUCUACUUUGCAACAAACUCGAGCACUUCCAGAGGAUUUGCCAGCGGUGGGAAAAUGUUCCAGGUUCGGGUCUUGGUAGGCGAGUCAACACAAGGAAACUCAGGCAUGAGAAUACCACCUAAUAAGCCAGGGCAAAACCGCCCUUACGAUUCAUUGAGUGGCCCAGGAAUGUUCAUCAUCUUUCAUGACAGUCAGGCCUACCCAGAGUAUCUGAUCACGUACCAGUAAAUUGGACAUUUGUCAAGGUAGACUCUAUAACCCUUUUUUUCAGCGUAAUAUAGUGGUCUUAAUCAGUGUAAUUAGCAUGGGUUCCCCCUAAAAAAGUCAGAGAUAAAACUGAUAAACUUUUGGUUGUGAAAAUUAAAACUGAAGGAUUGGCAUUGAAGAUGAUGAUAAUUUAGUGAAGAUUUAUGAACUUCUUGUGUAAAGUUAUUGUAUAGUCACUGAGCUGGUUGAGACCUGGAUUCUAAGGUUUUUGUUAGUUGAUUAUGUCUUUUACUUGUACUCAUAAUAAGAUGUUGUAUUAUCAUGUUUUGGGAUUGUUUUCGUGAAAUUAUAAAAAUUAAAACUGAAGAAUAGGUAUUGAAAAUGAAGAUAAUUUAACUCAAAUUUAUUGUGUAGUCACCUAGAUUCUACAGGUUCCCUGUUAACGGAUGACGUCUUUCACUUUUACUCAUUGUGACGUGGCAUAUGUAUAAUGUUUUGGACUUGUGUACAGUUGUGAAAUGAGGUGUGCUCUAAUUAUAUAAACUGUGGUGCAAGCACAGAA
This is a messenger RNA of Pomacea canaliculata, 10041 nucleotides long. RefSeq lists its product as uncharacterized. NCBI's taxonomy places the organism in Eukaryota, Metazoa, Mollusca, Gastropoda, Architaenioglossa, Ampullariidae. The transcript is spliced from 21 exons. Gene Ontology annotation, cellular component: cytoplasm; nucleus. Bases 411 to 9500 code for a protein of 3029 amino acids. Gene Ontology annotation, molecular function: RNA binding; NAD+ poly-ADP-ribosyltransferase activity; transcription corepressor activity. The record is from RefSeq and is a predicted model, not a curated record. Gene Ontology annotation, biological process: negative regulation of gene expression.